This is a messenger RNA of Uranotaenia lowii, 4113 nucleotides long. RefSeq names its product helicase POLQ-like (gene mus301). Gene Ontology annotation, molecular function: nucleic acid binding; ATP binding. The record is from RefSeq and is a predicted model, not a curated record. Bases 169 to 3882 code for a protein of 1237 amino acids. NCBI's taxonomy places the organism in Eukaryota, Metazoa, Arthropoda, Insecta, Diptera, Culicidae. The transcript has 7 exons.
UGUUUAAACUUGGCUGAAUUGUGUGCUGUUUCGCGAGAGAUUGGAAUAUAUUUUGGUUUUAUGGUAGCUUUAUGGAAUUAUAAAUGUGCGUCCUGUGUCCUGGAAGGCAGUUCAAGUGUUCUUACGUUUUAGCAAAGGAAAUCAACGCUUGAGCACAUCUGUAUUCGAAUGAGUGUUCCGUUUAAAGUUCCUGCCAAUCCGAGGACUGCAUCCCGCUACAAUGGACCUGUUCCAUCAACCACGACCAAGUCUGGCGUGUCCAGGUUUGAAAACCCACAUCAACGUAGAACAUUUCCACCGGAUAUCCGCGAUACAAAACAGGAUGUGGUACCUCCUGAGAAAACGGCCACCCGCAGCCUAAUGGAUAUGGACGAUACUUUGUUGGGCGGGGUGGACUUCAACGAGAUAGAGCAGCAUGCCCAUUCCCGGUCCAAGAGUAGACGCCUUAUUAAUCCGGCAGAUGGCCAGAAGUCUGUUUUAUCAGAAGAACAUUUACAACCACACAAUUGUUACGAGUCCCCGAAACGGAAAGUAGCCAGACAGAAUGAACCGGAGAACAGAUUCCAAAUGCAAUCACCAAAGUUGACUUUCACCCAGCAGCUGCUUAGACGAAGCAGUCAAAAGCCGUCCGCACCUAUCAUGGUUUCAAGGGAACCAACAACAGUUGAUCCUUUCGGUUGGGAUUCGCAAAUAUUCUCGCUCUCGGAGAUCCAACAACUGGAAACUAGAGAUUUCCCAGAAGGGACUGCUUCUAAACAGCAUUCUAAUGUUAAUGUAUUCAAUAUGGAUCAAGACAAUGCCAAAGAACCGGAACCGGACGAUGACGCCUUCCCGUGCUAUCAGCUAUCCAACGACGAAGAUUUCCUCAACUGUAGUCAGCUUUUGCUGGACGAAGCAGAUCGAUUGGGAAGCAAACAUGUCACUCGAUUCGAAACGACUCUGAAAAGUGGGGACUCCUCUUUUUCGAUCGUUCAGAACAAUGUCAUCGGUUCCCAGUACAUUCGGAUGGAACGAAGCAUGUUGGAGGAAAAUGCGGCCAAUCUGGUCGACGAUCAACUGGACAGUCAGUUGAUUCGGGAAUUCGAUUGCCCCAGCCAGCAUCGGCGGGAAAUUGACAAUGUGUUUGACCAAUUCGAGCGAACCCUUACGGAUGUUAGCAACAUUCAACAGGACGCUGUCGAGAAUCGAAACGGGGAAAUGGUUCCCUCUCAAGUUGUCGCGAAUAUCGAUUGGGAAGAGGAUGUUACGAUAGCUGGGCCAAAGCUGUCGGCAAGUUCCAAUCGUUCAAUGCUGAAAACAAUUUUCAAUAAAAAAGCGGAAGAAGCCCGAAAGGCAGCCAUCGAACGGCCUGUGGAAUCACCCAAAAGAGUAGCGCGUAAAUCUGCUCCACUUGUUUCGUCUUAUUUCAAAGACAAAGGACCGUUUUUCGGAUUGCCCUUGCAAAUCAAACAGCUGUUGACGGAAUAUCGAGGAAUAACUGAAAUGUAUGGCUGGCAGAAAGAGUGCCUCGGACUUCCAGCCAUCGUCGAACGGAACAAUCUGAUCUACGCGCUUCCAACCAGCGGAGGCAAAACUCUGGUUGCCGAAAUCAUCAUGUUCCGGGAAGUAUUGCUGCGGUCCCGGAAUGCCAUGUUUAUCGUUCCGUACGUUUCGCUAGCCCAGGAAAAACUUGCCGCACUGUCCCCAUUUGCCGUCACGAUGGGCUUCCUCGUCGAGGAAUACAGUGGCGGAAAGGGGGUCAUUCCGCCUAGGAAGCGUCGCAAAAAGAAUUCCAUUUUUGUGUGUACGAUUGAGAAGGCUUUGGUGCUGCUGGACAGUUUGAUCGAAGCUGAUCGGGCCAACGAAAUCGGGCUAGUGGUGAUCGACGAGCUGCACAUGAUCGGAGGUGAUCGACGGGGUGUCAAUUUGGAAAUUCUCAUCACCAAGAUUCAAGCCAUCCAAGCGGGUAUUCAGAUAGUGGGGAUGAGUGCGACCAUUGGAAAUCUGGACGAAAUUGCUAAGUUCAUGACGGCAGACAUCUACUGUCGAGAUUUCAGACCGGUUGAACUAAAAGAGUACGUCAAGUGUGGCACUGAUCUGUUGGAGAUAAACAAUGGUGCAAGGAAACUAGAAGACGCCUUUCGAAGUAAGCAAACGCUGGACUUUGGCUACUCGGAGGCACAACGACGCAUAGAUCCAGAUCAUUUGAUAGGACUUGUGGUUGAGGUUGUGCCGAGUGGAUCGUGCUUGAUAUUUUGUCCCACCAAGCGGCAGUGCGAGCAGCUGUGUGCCCUUCUGACGGAGCAUCUGCCCCGGGAGCUGACGUUGCAUCGAGCCGCCGAGAAGGAAGAGCUGAUCAAAUCGCUUCAGGCGGACGGAUCCCUUGCGCCGCUUCUUCCGCCCGCCUUCCAGCUGGGAAUCGCCUACCACCAUUCGGGCCUCACAUUCGACGAGCGCAAACUGAUCGAGGACGGCUUCCGCACCGGAAUCCUGUCCUGUAUCAUCUGCACUUCCACUUUGGCAGCCGGAGUGAACCUUCCCGCCAAACGGGUUAUCAUCCGUUCACCGUUCAUAGCCAGUAACUUCCUGUCGCUCAGUCGCUACAAACAGAUGGUUGGCCGGGCAGGUCGAGCUGGAUUUGGCGAUGAAACAGGCGGAGAUAGCAUUUUGAUCUGCGCUCCCAAGGAUAUUAGGGCCGUUUGUGACUUGCUGUGCUCUCCGAUGGAUGAGGCCAACUCAUCGCUCCAUGUGGACGAUUUUAUUAGUUUAAAAAAUCUCAUUCUAAGCUCGGUGGGACUGGGAAUCUGUGCCACCAGGAAUGAUAUACAGAAAUUUGUGCGGAGGACUCUGUUGGCCAUUCAAGCGGGACGUUUGGGAGUGAACUUUGCCAGAGCUACUGAUCAGGCAAUUCAAACGCUGUACCGCGAAAAUGCCAUCAAAGCAAGGAAUGAUGGUUGUACGCGAAAUCCGGCCAAUAUGACUAUUCGAAUCGAUGGCUCGGAUGAUAGCCAACUGGAGCUGGAAGGAACUCAAACAGACACUUUGAAUGUUAUCCCUGGGGCAAAGGGUUCUUCUCAGGAAGGUAGGGUGGUAAAAAUGUUGAAGAAAACCUCCCGAUUGGAAGUGAACCGACUGGGGAAAGCGGCCAUCCGUGCAGGAUUUCACAUGGAAAAGGCAAUCCGAUUUUAUGACGAAUUAAAACGGGUUGGCGAACGGCUUAACGUUUUGGACGAACUACAUCUGCUCUACAUUGUGGUUUUAGAGGACGGUGGAGAAGUUCGACCCACAGAUUCAGAUUACGUUCUCUUUUUCGAUAAAAUUUCCAACGAGGACACGCUGAUCGCCAAAAGGUUUCAUAUCGGUGAUUUUACGAUCUCCAAAAUUCUGAGUCGUCGUACGGUACCGGCGGACAUUCAACCUACUAUUCGACGGUUCUACCGGGUGCUGAUGGUGUACGACUUGUGGAAUCUACGGGCCCCACAGCAGGUGGCCCUAAAGUACAAAGUCGACGCCGGUUCAAUCCAGACCCUGAUGAGCAACACCGCAUCAACGGCUGCCUGUUUGCAUCGGAUGUGUGAAGAGCUACCGGAACUGUGGGCCUUCCGGCAACUUUUCGCUAUUCUGGUCCCCAGGCUGGCUCACUGUUGUACCGCUGAAUUGGUUCCGUUGAUGGAACUUCCGGCUGUGAAAAUUGGUCGAGCGAGACAACUCUUUCGAGCAGGUUUCACAUCGAUCACCUCGAUUGCCAAAGCGAAAUCCCGGGAUCUGGUGGAAUCGGUUGAGCAUAUGAACUAUCGGACGGCCAAUCAGUUGAUUCUGAGUGCAAAGGCCAAACUGAUGGAAGAGAUGGAAGCGCUGAAGGAUCAAGCCAACGAAUAUCUUCAAGUGUUAGAGGAUCGUUGAUAUUGGAAAUUUCAGGUAUGUUGUACAUAGAUUUUUCAUUGUUAAUUCAUCAUUCUUAGUCAAUUAUUUAAAAUUAAAAUUAUGAAGCAUUGCUACGGUGAAUUAAAAAAAAACAAUAUGUAAUGGAACUUUCUCAAUGCCUUAUUUCAUAGAUUGUUAUAGCGUGGUUGUUCAUCUUAUGUUAACUAAUAAUGAUUAGAAAAUUGAGUUGAAUAAAUUUUAAACAAAUUA